Eutrema salsugineum is the source of this 525-nucleotide messenger RNA. RefSeq lists its product as uncharacterized. Lineage: Eukaryota; Viridiplantae; Streptophyta; Magnoliopsida; Brassicales; Brassicaceae. Gene Ontology annotation, biological process: gravitropism; regulation of growth. The record is from RefSeq and is a predicted model, not a curated record. The transcript is spliced from 4 exons. The annotation marks the transcript as partial.
AUACAGUUUUUUAGUUGGGUUCAAAGAAAGUUUAAUGGAAAAAAGCAUGAGUCAACUUCAGAUUCUUCUCAAGAAUCAUCAGGCCCUGAUUUGAGUAAAGACCUCCAAAGUUGGCCACAGGACGAAGCAACCUUCUUAGCAAUUGGAACACUUGGAAACAAUAUCUGCUCUAAGGAAGAAGAAGAAGAAGCACAUUCUAGCAAAGAUCUCACUGCUAUUAAUACAGAUGUUACUAUUGGGAAGAAGAAAUCGCUCUCUUUUCUUCUCAAGAAGAUGUUUGUUUGCACAAGUGGCUUCAAAACUCCACCUCCUCUUCUUGAUUUGUCUAGAGGAGAUUCAUUGCCCAAUACACGAAUGGAAAAGAUGCUUAGGACAAUACUCAACAAGAAGAUACAUCCACAACGUUCAAAUGCUAUUGCAAAGAAGUAUUUGGAGAAUCAUAAGAUUAUAGAUGAACCUCGUUCAAGUGUUGACGCGAACAAAUGGGUUAAGACUGAUUCUGAAUAUAUUGUCUUGGAGAUGUAG